Messenger RNA from Aureococcus anophagefferens, 2907 nucleotides. RefSeq lists its product as hypothetical. The transcript has a single exon. The record is from RefSeq and is a predicted model, not a curated record. Gene Ontology annotation, molecular function: protein binding. NCBI's taxonomy places the organism in Eukaryota, Pelagophyceae, Pelagomonadales, Pelagomonadaceae. The coding region runs from base 1 to 2907 and encodes 968 amino acids.
AUGCCGGCCAUGGGCAUGGCCUGGGUCGGGGAGCACGACAGCCCGCGGGGCGCGCCGCGGAACAAGGACGGGACGGUGUCGCAGCUCACGUACCGCUUCUCGGGCAAGCUGCGGAAGCGCUUCUACGAGGACGCGUCCCUCGAGUCCGUGCACCUGCGCAAGGCGCGGCGCCAGCGCGCGGUCGCCCAGACGGAGGCGAAGCUCGAGCGCGUGCUCGCGAGCAUGAAGUCCGAGGCGGCCUUCAUCGAGCGCAUGGAGCGGACGCUCGCGCGGGAGCAGGAGGCGGACAUCGGCGCGGCGUCGAUCGUCUUCGGCGCCGUCGUGCUGCAGAGCGCGUGGCGCACGCACAAGGCGCGGCUCCGGGUGCGGAACUUGCGGGAGACGCGGGCCCUGGGCAUCCUGAGCGUGAACCUCAAGUCCUACGUCAUCAAGCGGCGGAAGCACGCCGUCGCGACGAAAUACCAGAGCCGCGUCCGCGUCCACCUCGCCGCGCGAAUCGUCCGGCGCCUCUUCGCCAUGCGCACGUCGGCGCUGCUCCUCCAGGCCCAGUGGCGGGGCAUCCGGAGCCGCUCGGAGAUCCGCCACCUGCGCCUGGUGAACAUCGUCGCCGAGGGCUACGUGGAGCAGAUCUGCCUCUACGCGAUGGCGCGCUUGUACCAGCGGCGGAUCCUGCCGCAGAUCGCGUCGGGCGUCAUCCAGCGCAAGUGGCACCGCUACCGCGCGCGGCGCGACGCCCUGGAGGCGCGGGCGAAGAAGUCGCGGGGGUCCGCGGCCAUGCGGUCGCGCGCGUACCAGUCCAUCCAGCGGGACUCCGGCGCGGCCGGCGGCGCGAACGUCUGGGAGCGGCACCGCGCGUCCAUGGCCCAGUCCAUGGCGAACCUGGCGAAGACGGACGCGGAGCAGCGCGAGAAGGCGCGCAAGACGCUCAAGUCGCCCGGGUCGUCGGCGCUCAUGCAGCGGACGGCCAUCCAGUCGCUGACGUUCGUGCGCCGCGCGUCGCAGGCGUCGAACAAGCCCGGGUCGCCGAACACGAUCCAGAGCUCGCUCUACAACUUCGCGUCGCCCGACGCGCCGAAGCGCGACGGCUCCGACGCCACGGGCUCCGAGCCCUCCAGCCCGGACCCCGGCUCCAAGGGCGACGCGCUCCGCGAGUCCGGCCGGAAGCGCGCGCGCGCGAAGCCGCGGCUCGACACGGGCCAGGGCGGCGCCGCGCGCGGCGCGCCGUCGCCCAAGGGCGCGGGCCCGUCCACGCCGGGCCGCAAGUCGAAGCGCGACGCGCCCGCGGAGUCCGCGCGCGGCUCCGCGCGCGCCGCGGCCAAGAAGGCCGACGACCGCGGCCCGCCCCCGCCCGCCAAGGCCCCGGCGAAGAAGCCCGACGCCGCCGACGAGCCGCCGCCGGCCGUCAAGCCGCGGAAGCGCAAGACGUCCAUCUUCCAGGCGCCGCUCGUCGCCGGCGGCAUGCUCAGCAUGCUCCAGGCCGGCGCCGGCGGCGCGCGCGCGGCCGCGCCCGUCGACGCGCCGAUCAUCGACAUGACGCCCAUCACGGCGAGCGACCUCAUCCUCACGCCGGCGACCGGCGAGGCGGCGAACUACGCGCCGCCGCCGCCGCCCUUCAUCUCCGCGGAGUUCUUCGACCUGCUGAACCCCGAGGAGAUCGAGUCGCUCGAGAUGAUGCGGAAGCAGAAGCUCGCGGAGAGCCGCGAGGAGACGCUGCGGUCCGAGGGGUCCAAGGUCAUGAUGACGCGCACCAUGGCGCGGCGGCCGAGCAACGUCGGCGCCGCCGGGCCGGGCCUCGACAAGGACGGUCUGGACAAGCAGAAGAGCUUCCGCAACGACCGCCUCGUGUCGCUGCGCAAGGCGUCGCUCCACGCGCUCAACUUCAGCGGCCGCGGCGGCUUGCGGCCCGGCGGCGGGCGGCGCAUGUCGGCGUCGGGCCUCAGCCUGAGCGAGGGCGGCGCCGGCGGCGGCGCGCCGAAGGCGUCCGCGCCGCCGAGACGGGCGUCCGUGACCGUCGACCAGCUCAAAAAUUUGGAAAAGACGUCCGCGGGGAAUUUGGCCGACUCCAUCAUGAACAGCGGCCGGAGCCGGCGCAGCACCAUCGCCGAGGGCACGGCCAAGGCCUUCGGGAACCUCACGGCCGUCGGCGAAGCCGCGCGGAAUUCCCGGGGCAGCCGCUCGUCCGUGUCGUCUUCUUCCUCCUCCUCCUCGUCGUCCGACGACGACGACGACGACGACGCCAAGGACGGUGCUCCGGGCCAGCCCGAGGCCAAGGAGGCCGAGAAGCCCAAGGCGUCCGCGCCGCCGCCGUACGCCGCGCGCCGUUUCACGCGGCAGCUCGACGCGAAGCAGCUCGCGCCGGCGAAGCUCAAGGAGGCGCCCGCCGCCGAGGCCGUGGCUCCCGCGCCCGCCGCCGCCGAGGCCCGGGAGGCGCCGCCGCCGACGAGCGUCGCGGCGGCCGCGGUGCCGCCUCUGACGCCGCGCGCGCCCGAGGCGCGGCCGCGGCCGAGCUCCGGCGGCGCGCCGCCCCGGCGGCCGCCGCCGCCCGUCAAGACGUCGCCGAAGCACAUGAGCCAGUCCCUCGGCAUCGCCGACACGCCGCCGCCGUCGAAAGUGGUCCCCGCGGAGCCGGACUCGCCGACGCCGUCCGUGGCGACGCACGCGUCCGUCGGCUCGGCAAACACGGUCGCGACGGCGCUCACGGCCGUGACCCACGCGUCGGCCGCGACCAAGGCCGCGCCGCCGCCCGACGAGCUGCUGGCGACGUCCGUCGAGUCGGACGCGGCGACCGCGGCCGCGCCGGCGGCCGCGCCCGCGCCCGCGGCUCGCGCCGCCGGCGACGACGACGACGACGACUACGGCGACGAGGGCUUCGAGGAGGACUACGGGGAUGACGAGUUCGAGGACUAA